Molecule: messenger RNA, 426 nt
Organism: Eruca vesicaria subsp. sativa (arugula)
Lineage: Eukaryota; Viridiplantae; Streptophyta; Magnoliopsida; Brassicales; Brassicaceae
Source: the annotation of a GenBank genome assembly
AUGAGCUACGAGAAAGUUCCACCUGAAUCGUAUCCUCCUCCAGGAUACCAAUCUCAUUAUCCUCCUCCUGGUUAUCCAUCGGCGCCGCCGCCUCCGGGAUAUCCUCCGCCGCAACACGAAGGAUAUCCUCCACCGCAGCCUCACGGAUAUCCACCACCUCAGUCUCACGGAUAUCCACCGUAUCCACCACCGCGUCCUUACGAAGGAGGUUAUCAAGGCUACUUCGCCGGUAAUUAUCCUCCUCCUCCGCCGCCGCAACAGUGCAACCACUACCAGCAAGAUCACCACCAUUACCAGGAUUCAAACUCUGAUGGCUCUUCUUUCCUCCGUGGAUGGAGCCUACGUGUUUGGUUUAAAGGUCACUCUCUAAAGUUGAAUGUUUUGGGUUCAUUGAACAUGUGUUUUGGUCCAAAUGAUCCUGAUUAG